AUGGCUACAAUAUUAAAUAAAUCGCUCCCUACUAACAAUCAACCCGCAUCUUCUAUUAUGAAUCAAAUUAGACAUUCUCAAGUGCAUAAUAUUAUGACAAUGCAACAAGUAGUAACCUUGUCUCAACAAUACGGAUUAUAUGAAAACCAUGAUGAAUUAAUCGCUAUGCUAAUGUAUCUACACGAUUUAGGAGAAGUCAUCUACUGUGAUAAAGUAGGCGACGACGGAAUUAUUAUAACUAAUGUCGAUUGGUUAUUAAGUAUAUUUCGUUCUAUUAUUCAAUUACAAGAUUUUGUACAAGGAAGUGCACAGAUAAAACGUGACUAUGAUAUAGCCAGCCAAACAGGAAAAUUAUCAAGAUCAUACAUUGAUCAUGCUAUUUAUAAAUUUAAUUUAGAUGACAAUAGUAAGCAAACUAUAUUGGCACUCAUGCAUGCUUAUGAUAUUCUAUGUUCAAUUACAAAUGAGAAGAACGACAACGGCGAAGAAUGUCAAUACUUUGUUCCAUAUUUGUUACGAUAUGAUGUUAAGCCAUUCGAUUUAUCAAAAUAUCAUCAAUCAGAUUGGCUCUACAUCGGAUACGAGCAUACAGAUAUUCCAUAUCUUCCAGAUGGAAUUUAUUAUUGCUUGUUAUCUUCAUGUUUAAAGGAAUGGAAUAAUACGGACGUAGAAUUAUACUAUCAAUGUGCCAAAUAUUAUUUAGCAAAUGACAAUCACUAUCUUGUAGUCAGGAAAGAGGAAUCUCACAUCGGUUUACAAUAUUGCUAUCAGGAAAUAAAUGAGCUCAAGAGGAGUCAAUCGAUUAUCGAUAAAGUUAAAAAUUCUAUAUUUGUCAAACGGCCACACGAAAUUGUCAAGAAUAAACUCAUCUCCACUGUCAAUGAUAGGAUGGUUAAGUUUAAAGGGGCUGAUUGUCGAUAUUUCGUCAAAUGUAGUGAAUGUAAUACACAAACAAGUAUAACUGAAGAAUACAAGGAAGGAGAUCAAAAUUGGAUUCGAUGUAAGCAUUGUAAGAUGGAAUUUGCCAGUCAAUCUUUAAACGAUUGGGUGAUUUAUAAUGAAAAAUUCUGGAUAGAGAAAAAGAUAUAUGCGGAAGAUAAGGAGAGAGCAUGCUUCGAUUUAAUAGCAGCAAAACUAAAUGGAACCCAUAUAGUUCGUUUUGGAGUGUUAUUAAAGUUAACGGACACAAAGAUUAAUGAAAUUAAAUCAAGUCAGGAUGAAGGACGUUACGAUAAAGUGCACAAUGUUUUAAAAUCGUGGAAAGAUAAAGCUGGGAUGAAUGCUAAAAUCUCUGCAGUGGUUGAAGCUUUACGUAAGAUGGAAAUAAAUGCUUUAGCUGACGAAGUCGAAAAAAAAAUGACCGAAUGA
Messenger RNA from Trichoplax adhaerens, 1368 nucleotides. RefSeq lists its product as uncharacterized. Bases 1 to 1368 code for a protein of 455 amino acids. The transcript has 3 exons. Gene Ontology annotation, biological process: signal transduction. The record is from RefSeq and is a predicted model, not a curated record. Lineage: Eukaryota; Metazoa; Placozoa; Uniplacotomia; Trichoplacea; Trichoplacidae. Gene Ontology annotation, molecular function: protein binding.